This is a messenger RNA of Ictalurus punctatus (channel catfish), 3227 nucleotides long. It is a transcript of the gene arhgap25, whose product is annotated as Rho GTPase activating protein 25. The record is from RefSeq and is a predicted model, not a curated record. Gene Ontology annotation, molecular function: GTPase activator activity. Lineage: Eukaryota; Metazoa; Chordata; Actinopteri; Siluriformes; Ictaluridae. Gene Ontology annotation, cellular component: phagocytic cup. Gene Ontology annotation, biological process: negative regulation of small GTPase mediated signal transduction; activation of GTPase activity; actin filament organization. The transcript has 11 exons. Bases 843 to 2633 code for a protein of 596 amino acids.
GUGUGUGUGUGAGUGUGUGUGUGUGUGUGUGUGUGUGUGUGUGUGUGUGCAGAUGAGACCACCCUCACCUUUCAGUUGCCAUUUGUCCUACACACUGUGAAUUCUGCACAUGUGUACCAGUACCUUCUACAGCAGAAUGCAUUGGUGCAAUGCAACAUUAUACGUGUGUGUGUGUGUGUGUGUGUGUGUGUGUGUGUGUGUUUAUUUGAUGUAAUGGACAUCCUUGAUUCCUAAAACUUCUGGAAACAUAACCUUUGUUCAUAACGUACCAUGUGACGGCGCUGGUGAAUUCUGGACUGUGAUUGGUCAGAAGAGAAACUGAUGGUUAAUUUUCUGCAGCUGCAGAUCGCAGGAUUAUAUUAACGCGCUCGUUCUAAUAUGUCGUCUGGCAGCGUUAAGACGUUUGCAGCGGUUUAUACGGUGAAGAAACGUUCUGUGAGGAGACGUGUGGAAGGAGUCUCCAGUGUCAGUGCUUUCUAACAGUCAGCGAUAACGUCAAGUUUUCCGAAAAAGGAAGGAAGGCGUUCCGUUUAAUUUCGCGUUAAAUAGACGUAUGAACGGAUAAAAAGAAGUAUGAUGUUCUUUACCAAAUCAUCGUGUGUAAUCGUUGCCAAAUAGCUGCGGUGUAAGAGGAAUAAAACACUACAGGGACGUGCUGUUAGAGGACAAGAAUCAAUUUCAGUUACUGAAAACAGGAACUUUGUGUCCGGACGCGUUUGUUUCCUGCAACCUGCUUGUUUCUUAGCGCUAGAUUACAAAUCUGGACAUUAAACACGAGGUCUAAAAGCGUGAUACCGGGGGAAGGAGGCGCCGGGUCGGGCCGCUCCGACGUUAAGAGGUCGAUGGAGAAACCUUUGAAGAAAGGCUGGCUGAAGAAGCAGAGGUCGAUCGUGAAGAACUGGAAACCGUGCUACUUUGUGCUGAGAGGGAACAUCCUGACGUACCACAAAGACGACAGAGAGAGCACCGUACAGGGAACGAUACCGCUGGGGGCCAGUCAAGUGAACGAGCUUCCCUCAAACACAGAUGACAAAUUCAUCUUCGAGAUCAUUCCACGAAGUAAUGGGGACCGGGAGCGUGAUGGCUGUGUUCUCAUGGCAAGCAGUCAGAGCGAGAUGGAGGACUGGGUGCGGCUGAUUCGCCGGGCCAUCGGAGCUCAGAGCAGCGGAGUGUUCGGGAAGGGUCUGGCGGACAUCAUGGCCUACGAGAAGAAGCUCGGGCCUCGCUCCGUGCCCAUGCUGGUGGAGAAGUGCGCCGAGUUCAUCAGGGAGCACGGGCUGGACGAGGAAGGCAUCUUCCGUCUGCCUGGGCAGGAGAACCAGGUCAAACACUUCAGAGAGGCUUUCGAUGCUGGAGAGAGACCUUCAUUUCCUGCUGAUACGGAUGUCCACACGGUAGCGUCUUUACUCAAGCUGUACCUGCGCGAGCUGCCUGAGCCGGUAGUGCCCUGGACUCAGUAUCAGGACUUCCUGGACAGCAGCGUGAUGCUGGACGCCACCACAGCAGAGGGGAAGGAGAAGCUGGAGAAACAGAUCAGCCUGCUUCCUAAAGCCAACUACAACCUCCUGAGUUAUAUCUGCAGGUUCCUGUUUGAGGUGCAGCAGCACUCGAAGGUGAAUAAGAUGAGCGUGGAGAACCUGGCCACGGUGAUGGGGGUGAACCUGUUCAAGCCGCAGGUGGAGGACGCGUUCAGCAUGAUGAAGGGGACCCCGAUGAUCCAGAAGGUGAUGACGGUGAUGAUCAGGCACCACGAGUUGCUCUUCCCCGCUGUUAAAGACGCUGCUCCGUCUCCUGCUCCUGCCAAGAAGCUGAAGAGCAAAAAAGCAGCAAAUCCUCGCAGUUUCGUGGGCUGGGAGUCUGCAGAGUGCGAGAUGUCGUCCUUGUCCGAGUCUCCAGAAGAAGAGGAAGUAGACGCGUUUGAGGCCGAGAGGUCAGCGUCAAAUGCUGCUACUUCUUCUUCGUCCUCUACGUCCCCCGCAUCCCCGCCUCCGGUGGACACGCUGAGUGCGAGCCCGAGGAAACGUACGCAGACUCUGCCCAGCUUGGGUGGCAUGCCUGGGUUUAGACCAUCCCGAGAACCAUCCUGGGAGCGCUGGAGCUAUCUGCAGGAAGCCUUGGACGAGAAGGACGAGAAGACGUUCUCCGAGGACAUCUUCAAGAUCCUGGACCUUCAGAAGGUGACGCUCUUUCCAGAAAGGCAGAACAGCAAUGGGAGAGAUGAAGGGAAGGAGGCCACUCAGGAAAGGAGGAGUAGCAAUGGUGCGGUUAAACCCGCAGAGCUUCCGCAGUUGAAAGUUGAACCUCAGGCCAAGCCCAAAGAGAACUCGAAGCAGAGUUCAACGUCUCUGAGCAGGGAGGAGAUUGUGAAACAGCAGCCACAGAGCGUUACCCAGAAACAGGCGGACAACACGACGGACCAGCUGCAACUUAUUACCAGUCUCCAGCAGACGAACAUGGAGCUGAGCGCGACCGUGACCAAGCUCCAGUCAGCACUGGAGGCGGAGCGUCGCUGUAAAGCCGCUCUGGAGAUUUUGUUGCGUAACGCCGAGCGCAGCAGAAACGAGGCCCUGAUACGUAACGAGCAGCUGGGCCGCGAGAUCCAGGCGUUAAUCAGUAAAGCCAAACCAAUGUGAACGCACGCUCGGACAGCCGACCAGGUGACUCCCACGUGAGGACGGAUCCAUGCAGUCUGAUCCGAUAUGGAACUUCUAUUGGGUUUACUAACCAUCCGGCUAUUUAUUUCCAAAGGAUAUUUGAGAUGCCUAUUUAAACAUAGAUGACGGACAAUAAUAUAUGAAACAAUAGUAUUUUUUCAUUAGGUAAUAAAUAUCGUAUCCUCACAGCGAGGUAAAAUGUUAUCUCGCCAUAUCAGUGGAUUUAUUAUCGGCUGGUACCGAUACAUGCUCGGGAAACGAUGCUUCUCUGCCGUUUGUAUUGUAGAAAUUUACAUUUGCCACCGGACGAAGGCACAAAAGGUCGAACGAUGACAAAAAUCUCGUUGUAAUGAGACUGCUGACGGUGAGAGAGAAUAUUAACGGACUUACGGUGUUUUAGAAUUUGCUUUUUAAGCCAUUUCUUCCCAAAAUACAACGCAAGCUCGCUACGGUGCCUGUUGAUCUUCGACGGAAUCGAACUGAGAAGUAUGUUUGUUUUUGGAUGUGCUGCGAGCAGAAACUUUGUUCUUUAAUCUCAGAAUAAAUUUCUAAUAAAAUUCAUUUCACUGCGUG